UUUGUUGCAAACAUUCUUUAGCUUAUUUUAACUUAAUAUCAUGUAGCAGAUAAAUUAUAAAUACACAUUGAAGUGUUACAUCUUAAAAGUAUUGAACAUGCUUGGCAACAUGUCCUGAAAUAAAAGUGGGAGCCCAUAUUUGGACCACUUCCUCCAGUAAUAAUAAUUGUAUGACUGAUAUCGACGAUGUUCCGGUGGUGGAAUCCUAAAUCAUGGCCCUCUGCUCGCUGAUUCCCCUUUCAAUUUACUAAUUGAAUAAAAAAAAGUCCGCAUGGGCGUCGACCAAACGAAGCUCCGCCCUUUUGCUCGUCUACACCCACUACAUUGAAUAACGCAGGCAGCAACGCAUGCCGUGGCUGCGCGUCACCCAAAUCUCCCUUCUUCUCAGUGAUACUUAAACUGCAUCCGGAAACGCAUGUCUCUUGCAUCCCUCGCGACCUAUACGAUUUUUCGUUGCCGCUUCAACCCCGACACUAAACCCUUUCCGAACACGAAGGACUAUUCUCGAUCGCCGGAAUCAUCGCGAGUCAUUACGAAGAAAUUGUUCACUUUUGAACUUGAAGAAUAUUGUUUGAGCAACAUUCGCCGGUUCUGUCUCGAUUUUGCAAUUUUUCAAAUUGGAAGAAUCUGAGCAUUGGUAUCGUUGCGAAUCACAGUGCAGAAAUCGUGAUCUUCCGGUUUCCAGUUUCGCGAUCUUCAAAAUUUGGGAAGAUCGUCUUCGAACACUGGAACGUAUUACGCCAAAAAAUUUGAUACCCUUUGGAUUCGAAGAGUACUUGGAGGAAGAUUCGACCCAAAUUAGGAGGGUUGACACGUUGAAUUUCAUGAAUACUAUUUAGGACAGAUUUGAUAAGUCCAGUCCAAUUUUGCACUGACAGAAGAAUUAGUUUUAACGGUUGUUACUGUCCUGUGUGGUGACGAAGAAGUUACUUCCUCUUAAAUUCGAAGAAGAUUUACGAUUACGGGAUCGGGUCGAAGGAUUCAUUUAGUUUGUGGUGAAUGUGACAAGUUACAGUUUAUUUCGUAGAAAAUUGAAUAGUCCUAUUGGGGUGACUGGUGGAUUGUUUUGUGAAAGAUCGUGGUGAAGGGGCUGCAAUGCUGGGGGGUUACGAGACGCAACCGGAUUAUUAUCCGCAGUGGCAUCAACCCUACAAUUAUGUUACACAGCUACCAUAUGGUCCACUGAACGUUCCCGACGCGGACAGCCAAUCAACGUACUGGGGUGCGGAUUCUGGGAUCUCCGGGGGUAGUUCCGGCGCAGGAAGUCCCACCGCCUCUACGCCACCCUUGAUCGAAGAAAUUGGUGUCCAAGAGACCAGUUACUCCCCCUUGCAACAAUACCCUCACCCCUCGAUCAACCAACACUACUCCAAUCUAAUGUAUCCACCUCAGCAAGAGCUUCCUCACCACCUGCACCACCAUCAUCAUCAUCAUCAGCAACAACAGCAACAAGCCCACAGAAGAGACAGCAAUUAUUCUACGAUCACCUCGAUGAAUCAGGUCGACGUUUCUCUUCAGCAACAUCUGAGGCAAGGAACGAGGGAAGGUGGUGUAGUGAUCAGACCCAAAAGGAGGAACACGGCCAACAAGAAAGAACGAAGACGAACGCAAAGUAUAAACAACGCGUUUGCCGAUCUCAGAGAUUGCAUACCAAACGUCCCCGCUGACACGAAAUUGUCGAAGAUUAAGACGUUGAGGCUGGCAGCUUCGUACAUCGGAUAUCUUAUGGCGGUGCUGGAGAGCGACGAAGGAGAGGAGCCGCAGACUUUUCGAGCAGAAAUUUUGUCGAAUGGGAGGAGGAACAAAACGGCUCAAGCAAGUCAGAACGAGUCGUGUUUGCACGCAACGUCGAGUCUGGGUUCCGAGGAAUCGUCGAAGAGCAAAGGAAGAACCGGAUGGCCGCAGCAUAUGUGGGCCUUCGAAUUGAAGCAGGAAUCGCCAACCAACCAGAUUCAAUAAAAUCACCAACUUCUAUUUAUAUCCUCAACUUCUGUUCAAGUAUAGUUAUCGAAAAUCAAACGAACCAAAAUUCGAAACAGUAUUUUAGAUUCUUCUCAACCAAACACUUUCACCACGAUUCGUUUUUGUUUCUGAAUAUUUUAUUAGAAAUUCAUACGUAGGCGUUAUGGAAAAAUGGAGCGCGACUACACUGACACAGUAGAUGUAAAAAAGAAAAAUGAUAAGUGAUCGUUUUGUAAAUACGCGUUUAUGAGUGUACGUUACAUAUGUAAAUAGAAGUGUCUUGUUUCUUAGUUUAUAAUUAAUAUUAAUUAGUCUUCUGCAUUCUCUUCGCAUUCCUAUCCAUCACCAAAUACCAUCGAUCACGGUGAGUAAACAUUUAACUUUCGUUAACUUACAUUUACGCUUUGCAACAACUUAAAUUCUAAACUUCUUCGUUUAUAAAAUUUGUAUAGUAAGAAGAAAUAAAAAUGAAAGUGCGGAAGACUAAUUAGAGCGUAGAACGUAUAUCGGUAAACCUAUGACAAAUUAGGUGUAUAAUUGUGUAAUUUUAGGUAACUCUUAGGACCACACAUUUAAUUAUUUUAGUGCAAUAUUAAAUUUGCUAUUACUGAAUCACUCGAUUAUAAUUCAUUCCAUUGUAAUUUCCCGAGGAAACAUUUUGUAAAUUUAAAAUCGAUAAUAUUCACUUUCCGUUCUACCCGUUACAAUUUGUUUUUUAUUAUCAAAACAUUCGACUGGCUUUACUUACAAACUUUCGAAUAAAGCGAGUGACGUACAAAAAGUCACUAGCAAUAAACGGAGUGUCGUAACUUAAACUCUAAAAGUUUUCUUUUACCCAUCUCCAAAAAUUAUGUUAUUUAAAAUAAAAUAUUCGUUCCUAAAAAUUUAAGAUUAAAAAAAAGCGGAUGAUUUUUAUUCUUUGGAACAAAGAGCGAGUCAUUUUCACGGCAGAGCAUGCAAACAUUUUAACUGCGCAGAUUUCCUUUUUUUUUAUCCCUCAAGGUCUCCAGGUUUUCCCAUUACGUGGGAAACGUGUUUUCUUCAGCAACAUGCUGAGAAAGCAUUGUUCAACGGCGACGGUUUCGGAUUUCCUGAAUAUCCUGGCGCCGGUACUUGAUCUUUUAAUCCUCGCGUCUCCCUGAUACGUCCAUCGAAAGAGAAGAAGCUACUUUUGCCUUUCAUACAACGAUAUCGAAACUACUUAACACGCUCUUGCUUGCUAUAAACUUUGUUUAAAAUAUUCAGGCAUAAUCUCUGGAAGAAAUUCGUUGAUAUCGAUGAAAAAUAACAUUUUAUUUAAUUUUCUAUUCGAGAUCGUUUUUAUCAAGGUUUGAACAACGGACACGUAGCAAUCUUCGAAGUGUCAUUUAUGUCGUCACAGUUAUCCUCUUCAUCAUCACUUUGCCGAGUGUAAAAUAAACAAUUACUCGUUCGACGAUCGAUCGAGAAUCGAGACUAAAUAUUUGCGGUACCCUUCGAAGACAUCUCUAUCCACGAUGUUUCCAUUGUUUAAUCGAUUCGAUAAUUUCACGCUGACGACAUUCCAGUCUGUUUAUUGCAAAUUAACAAUCGUAUCUCUCGCUUAAUAGAAUGCAUGCUCCAUUUUGUGUUUAUAACUGAUUAUAUAC
Molecule: messenger RNA, 3590 nt
Organism: Megachile rotundata (alfalfa leafcutting bee)
Lineage: Eukaryota; Metazoa; Arthropoda; Insecta; Hymenoptera; Megachilidae
Gene: Hand
Product: heart- and neural crest derivatives-expressed protein
Biological process (GO): regulation of transcription by RNA polymerase II; developmental process
Molecular function (GO): protein dimerization activity; RNA polymerase II transcription regulatory region sequence-specific DNA binding; DNA-binding transcription factor activity, RNA polymerase II-specific
Source: RefSeq, a predicted model, not a curated record